GUGGCAUCCCGUCCCCAAACUGUGGCAUCCUCGUCGCAAUCUGACUCCGAGCCAGGAAUGCCAGACUAUCCGUGAACGGCCACCUAGUCUCACUCGAUUGCUCCAUCUCUCAAAUUGCCACACCUUCGGUCAUCAGAAUUGUGCCUUUGGUGCUAGGUGGCGGUCGCCCAAAGGAUGAAGAAGCACCAUCACAAAAAUGGUGGAACAUGAACAAGAAGGAUGGAGGCAUUUGCGUCACCAACUACAUCCAGGACGACGUUCAGCAUCUGCCGGAGAGUAUCCUACGACCAAUUCGUGACAUUAUCAAUAGAUCCGAAGCUGGCCAACCUGUCCAUCCGGAAGAUCUGCAGAAUAUGUUAUACGAGCUCCCUCCUGCUUGGCUCGAGCUUCAGUCUCAGAACUUUCUCACUUACUUGACGGACGCUGAGGGUACAGCUUACUCGCUUGGGAAUUUCAAGGCCGUGGUAGCGAGAAGGGGAGUAGGCGGACUUCUGCUCCACCUCAUUGGGGACCCGGCCAGCCCUAAACUCCGCAGGAAGAUCGCUACAGGCUCUUUCAACCACGUAUAUCCCUGGCUUGCCAAUGUCUUGGCGCGGAAUCCCAGUCUAGUGAAAAAAAAGUAUCGUCCUCUCUUCAACAACCCAGUGACUUCCAUGUAACCCAUCCCUUCCUCCGGCUGGCUCCCAGUCAUCGUCUACCUCAGCGGUCACUCCUAACCAUGCCUCGUUUCCUUCAGGCCCCUCACUGCCCACCGCAAAGCCUCUC
Messenger RNA from Kockovaella imperatae, 765 nucleotides. RefSeq lists its product as hypothetical. The transcript has 3 exons. The coding region runs from base 207 to 659 and encodes 150 amino acids. The record is from RefSeq and is a predicted model, not a curated record. Lineage: Eukaryota; Fungi; Basidiomycota; Tremellomycetes; Tremellales; Cuniculitremaceae.